AUGCAAGCUAAAUUCGAGAUGAAGCUUAUACUUCUUAUGAUUCUAAACGUUUUUACUGCAAAGCUUGAAGAAGAGUCAAUAACACCACACGAAGACAGUAAAUGUGAGUUCCAUACUGCGAGUCUAAAAUUCUCUAGUAUUUCGAAUAAAAGCUCUGUGCAAUCUGGUUCUACCAUACCUUGGGUCUCUAAACAUGAAGCAUAUUUCUUCACCGCAUCAUCCCCGGACAAAGACAACCAUGAACUGCGUGUAUGCAAGAAUUGCUAUUCCCAAUUUGAAUUGUUUCAAUCUGUAUUGGACUGUGUUAAAAAUGGAAAAGUAUAA
Messenger RNA from Vittaforma corneae ATCC 50505, 324 nucleotides. RefSeq lists its product as uncharacterized. The coding region runs from base 1 to 324 and encodes 107 amino acids. The transcript has a single exon. The record is from RefSeq and is a predicted model, not a curated record. Lineage: Eukaryota; Fungi; Microsporidia; Nosematidae.